AUGAAACUUUUGGUAUCAAUUCUAGCUCUUUUCCUAGCUGUUUCCACAGCUGUUACAGUUGGAGUAAGUGAUGACAUCACUGUCAGUGGACUAUCCUCGGGUGCCUUUAUGGCUGUGCAAGUACAUGUUGCUCAUUCAGCCACAAUUAAGGGUGCCGGAGUAUUUGCUGGAGGCCCAUAUUAUUGUGCUCAAGGCCAAAUCGCAACAGCUCUCACUACUUGUAUGUCAGUAGGCUCUGGAAUCAAUCUCGCAGGGAUAAAGUCAGAGAUUAAGAGUAAAGCGAGUAAAGGAAAGAUAGACGACCCUUCCAACCUUGAUGGGUCCAAGGUAUUUGUAUUCAGUGGAACUAAAGACAGCACAGUAAACCCUAAAGUCAACAAAGCAACAGUAGACUUUUAUAAUGACUACAAUGCUGAUGUAUCUUCCAAUUUUGACUUGGCUGCUGGCCACACAAUGCCAACUGUAAGCAACGGAAUCACUUGCACUUCCACUCAGAGUCCCUACAUUGGCAAAUGUAGUUACGACGGAGCUUUUGAAGCGCUGAAGCAUCUUCACCCAGACAAAGUCACCAACGAGCCAGGAUCUUAUAACUCAAACAAUCUUUUCAAGAUUACUCAAAGUGGAGCCAGCGGUGCCGUCAUGGGAAGCAAAGCUUACUUGUAUGUUCCAGAGCAAUGCCAGUCUGCAGACGCUGAUUGCUCAUUGCAUGUUGUGUUCCAUGGAUGCCAACAGACUACCUCAGACAUUGGAGAAAAGUACGUGACUCUGACUGGCUACAACGAAGUUGCUGAGACCAAUGACUUAGUAAUUUUGUAUCCUCAGGCUUCAAAACAAAUAUUGAAGAAUCCGAACGGAUGUUGGGACUGGUGGGGCUACACUGACGGAUCAUCAUUUUUGCCAUCAUCGAGUAAAUAUCACACACAAGAAGGCAAGCAAGUCAAGGUCGUCAAGAAGACCAUCGACGAUAUCAGAAGUGGAAAAGUGACCUUGUUCAGAGAUGAAGACGAAUUCUUAAAAGAAUAAU
This is a messenger RNA of Moneuplotes crassus, 1024 nucleotides long. NCBI's taxonomy places the organism in Eukaryota, Ciliophora, Spirotrichea, Euplotida, Euplotidae. The record is from the annotation of a GenBank genome assembly.